Messenger RNA from Onthophagus taurus, 2174 nucleotides. RefSeq names its product Rab GTPase-binding effector protein rabaptin-5 (gene Rbpn-5). Gene Ontology annotation, molecular function: GTPase activator activity; metal ion binding. Gene Ontology annotation, biological process: endocytosis. Gene Ontology annotation, cellular component: intracellular membrane-bounded organelle. The record is from RefSeq and is a predicted model, not a curated record. Lineage: Eukaryota; Metazoa; Arthropoda; Insecta; Coleoptera; Scarabaeidae.
GAAUUAAUUAAUGACAGUUGUAGUUGUCAGAUUUGAUGAUAGAAUAAUUUUGAGAGGUUAUUUCAUAAUAUGUAAAAAAACGUUAAUCCGUUAAUUUCAGAAUAUGAAAUGCGUCAACUCUAUCUUUAACUAAUUUUUCGGGGUGUUAACGACGAAAACGUAUUAUCUGUUGUAAUGGGCGAUGUAAAUCAUUCCUCGGAUUCUAAAGAUAACGAUAUAGAUGAAAAAAUACGUUCGUUAGAAAACGAAAAGAAAAAAAUCCGGGAUGAAUUCGACAGCCAACGGGCGAAAAUGAAGGAACUUUUUCUACAAAAAGAAGAUGAGCUACAAAGAAAAAUAUUAGAAAAUAAUCAACUACUUUUAGACCUGGAAAAAAACAAAUCCGCUUUAGACGAGAUUAAAUCCCAGUUAUGUGUGGCCAAUUUACAACUUGAAUCGAAAGUUGAAGUUGAAAAACGCAAAGCUGCUGAAGAGAUCGCUUCAUUACAACAAUUAGUUCAUGAAACUGUUGAGGAAUCAAGCAGUUCAAAAAGCAUUUUUAAUUCUGAAGUUGGAAAGUUAAGAAGCCUCAUUGAACAUUUACAACGUGAUAAUUACGAAUUACGAAGUGAGUUACAUAAUACGCAGGAGCAAUCUAGUUUAGCUCCAGGGUUGGUGCUUAGUGCUGUUACAAAGAAAUUGAAGAAAUUUGGUGCUGAUGCUUUCACUACACAGGAUAAUUCGGAAGAAAUCAAGAUCCGCGAAGAAGAAGACGUGGAGCUUUUAAAAUCUCUUGUUGUACCUUUAGAAGAAGAAAUAAAAGCGUUAAAAGUUAAGUUACGAGCUACCGAUGAGCAGCUUCAAAAAUGUAUCCAAUGCGGCCAUUUCAACGACGCCCAAGAGAGCGGUUCAAAAGUCGAUUCAUCGCUUCAAGAAGACGCGAAAUUAACCGUUCAAUGCAUGUCAACGAAUACCUCUUUUGAAGCUGUUAAAAGCGGCGAUGGAAUUUGCGAUAUGUGCAGUAAUUACGAAGCUCAACUCGUAAAGGAGCAACAACUUUGUUCUGAGUUAAAAGGGAAAGUUGUUGCUGCGGAAAAAGCCGCGGAACGACACCGAGAAGAUUUAUUAAAAGAAAUCGGGUUUAGAAAGGAUAUGGAGGAAAAAUGGAACGAGAAAAAGGAAGAGCAUAGAAAACAAGUUGCCGAAUUAACCUGUAGAACUGAGUGUGCGGAGCAAGACUUAAAAGAGUUGCAACAAACGUUUAAACAAACCUGCGACGACAUUGGAGUGAAUUUGAGGGGAUUAAAAAGCGAUCGGGAAACGAUCCAACAAGAAUUAGAAAAAUUACAAAACGAGAAUGAUCACCUCAUUGGCAAAUACAGCGUUCAUUCCCAACAAUUACAAAGUGAGAUUAUUAAUCUGCCAAAUACGGUUCAAGAAUUACACGAACACAUCUUAAAUUCACACCAAGAUCUUAUUAUAGCUAAAAUAGGCAAAGAGGAGGUUGAAAACAAAGCUUACGCCCUCCAAUCGGAUAUUGUUAUUAAAGAAAGCAUAAUAACUAGUUUAAAAAAAGAUUUAUCUAUGGCACAACAAGAAAUUGAACAUUUAACAACAAAUCAAGUUGAAUUAAUGUUAAAAUCGAAACAAGCGGAGAAAAAAUGCGAAGAAAUCCAACAAAAGCUUUAUUUGGAUAAAGAAAUUUGCGAAAAAUUAGAAUCCGCGAAGAAAUCCUUAGAGGAUCAAAAUAGCGAAUUAAAAACUCAAAUAUCUUCUUUGCAACAAGAAUUAGAUACAAGCGAGACGGUUCAAAAAGACUUUGUUAGGUUAUCUCAAAGCUUACAGGUACAAUUAGAAAAAAUACGCGAUUCUGAUACUCAAGUUCGAUGGCAACACGACGAAGACGUUGAUGAAUGUCCGAUGUGUCGCGUGGCUUUUUCCGCUUCGAAACGAAAACAACAUUGUCGUCAUUGUGGGCAAAUUUUUUGCGUAACCUGUUUGGUGCGCUCGGUGCCAAGCGGGCCAAAUCAGCGACCGUCGAAGGUUUGCGAUGUGUGCCACACUUUGCUAGUCAAAUCUUCUGCUCCAUAUUUUAGCACCGAAGCUCCUCAUUCCCCCGAUUAAGUAAUAAUAAUUCAAUUUUAAAAUCUAAGUGUUACAUUGUAUCUUGUUAUUUUAAAAAAAAUCGAAAAAAU